GAGGCUCAUAGUAAUAUAAAUGCUUUUAUAGUUUAGCAAUUUAUCAAAAUAGUCUGUGUGAAUGUCGAGAUAUCAACUGGACAGAUCCAAACAUGAAGGUCCUCGUCAUCCUUGCAGUCGUUGUUGUCGUUGCUUCCGCCAGAACCCUAACCAAGGCCAAGAGGUCAAACAGGAAUCAUGACAACAACGUCAUGAACGCCGCUAAAUCAAUCAUCGCCUCUGCAAACGACGUGGAUAAGCAGAACAACAAGGACAAGAGAGAUUAUGAAUAUUACUACGCCAAAUACAACUACGAUAACUACGGAUUGUACGCAGUUGGCGCUGUGGUGGACUAUGGAUACGUGGAUUAUUCUGCAACCGGCUUGUAUUACUAUGACGUAACCCAGGACGAUAUUAACCAGAUGGCCGCGAAAGAGGCAAAGAAACAGGCAGAAGGCGCCGAGUAGCACGCGACAAGAUGGGUUUCAUUUGUCAUUCCUAACACACAUUCUUACCUAUACCAAUAAAAUGUCUCAAAACGUG
Molecule: messenger RNA, 522 nt
Organism: Haliotis rufescens (red abalone)
Lineage: Eukaryota; Metazoa; Mollusca; Gastropoda; Lepetellida; Haliotidae
Exons: 3
Coding region: 93-446 (117 amino acids)
Source: RefSeq, a predicted model, not a curated record